CCCUCUUACAGAUAACAACCAAAAUAUCGCAAAAGGAAGUAGAAUGGACGGGCUGCUGCUGCUCUGCUUCUUCCUCUGGACCGUGGUUACCACGGGACAGUUCGCCGUCGCCGGCGCAGCCUCCAGCUCCAAGGUGGUGACCAGCCUCCCCGGGUUGCCGGGUCGCCUCCCCUUCCACCUCGAGACCGGGUACGUGGAGGUGGACGAGGAGAACGGCGCCGAGCUGUUCUACUACUUCGUCGAGUCCGAGGCCGGCGCGGAGGACGCCCCUUUCCUCCUCUGGCUCACCGGCGGCGACCGCUGCUCGGUGCUCAGCGGCCUCACCUUAGAGAUUGGUCCAUUCCAGUUCGUCCCGGAGCCUUACAAUGGCACCGUACCGCGUCUGAGAAUCAAUCCGUACUCAUGGACCAAGGUGGCAAAUAUCCUUUUCGUUGAUACACCGGUUGGGGCUGGAUUUUCCUUUUCAAGACGACCCGAAGGCUACGAUGUCGGGGAAGUAUCCACCUCGUUGCAGCUCCAUGAACUCCUUCUCAAGUGGUUCACUGGCCAUCCCAAGUUCCUCACAAAUCCUCUCUACCUCGGAGGAGACUCCCUUGCUGGACAUCUUGUACCAUUUAUCGCUCAAAAGAUCUCGGAAGGUAUCGAAGCUGGAAGGAGCCCCAUCCUUAAUCUCAAGGGCUAUUUGGUAGGCAACCCGAUGACGGGUGAAAUCAUUGAUGAAAGCUCGAAAGUGUCAUAUGCUCAUGGAGUUGGUAUAAUACCAGAUCAAUUAUACGAGACGAUAUUGAAGCAUUGCCAAGGAGAAGACUACAGGAAACCUACAAAUACACCGUGUGCCCAAGCUCUGGGCACUUUCAACAAUCUACGCUCCGAAGUUAUGACGGCACAAAUUUUGUUAGACGAUUGCUAUCUUGUAUCCCCUGGACCAGGCACCCAGACGGACAAGUCAGCUAGUGCUAUUCGGAAGAUCCUAAGCGAGGAAACAGUGAUCGUGACGGGGAGGCGAGUGAAGCAUCCGCCACCUCGUGUACCAAUUGGCUGUUAUAGCUACACGUCUUACCUGUCGUAUUUCUGGGCAAACCACGCGCUCACCCGAGACGCCCUGGGGAUCAAGGACGGCACCGUGGACGAGUGGGUGAGGUGCCACGACGGCGACCUGCCGUACGCCGUGGACAUCGGGAGCAGCAUCAAGUACCACCGGAAUGUCACCGUCAAUGGCUACCGUGCGCUGGUGUACAGCGGCGACCACGAUGCGAUUGUGCCGCACCUGGGGACGCAGGCGUGGGUGAGGUCGCUCGGCUUUCCCGUCGUCGACGACUGGAGGGCGUGGCAUCUCGACGGCCAGUCUGCCGGAUUCACCAUAACUUACUCUAACAACAUGACCUUCGCGACCGUAAAGGGAGCUGGGCACACGGCACCUCAGUAUGAGCCCGAGCGGUGCUACGCCAUGUUCAGCCGUUGGGUACUGCACCAGCCACUCUAGUCCUCCUGUAUGUGACAUCAUCUAGUAGGUCUAGCAUACAUACUAGCAGGCGGAAGGCGCGGCGAGAACCUGUGUAAAUCUACAGUACAAAUUUGGAUAAAGAUACAGAGUGGAGAAUGGAGAGAAGAGAUCCUUUGAUAGCGAAGUAGCCAAAGAACUAUUGAGAAACAACAUGAAUUACCAUAAAUUGUAUGGUAUCAAAUAAAAAAGAGAAAAGUAUAUUUUUUGUCCCUCAACUUUUGACGAAGUUUAGAUUUGAUUCCUCAACUAUAAAACCAGACAACUUGCAUCCUCAAUUCUUGAAACCGGACACAUUUGGUCCCCUGACUCAACUGAAGUGGUAUCCAUGCCAACUCAGCAUUGUUUUGACCGGGUCAUGUCUAGGUGGCAAUAUUUCUAUUUCUCUUCAUCCAUCUCCGGUCUAGACAUUUCGUCAAACAAUUGACGUGCAAUCGCUGCACCAGGGCACAACCGUUGACGAGCCAGUGCUGCCACCAUUGGUGGCCCAGCUAACUACUAAGUACCACGUACCACCACGUCUUCUCCUCGUGCCUGAGUUUUCGCAUGAAGGCACGCCGGGAAGUGAUGCGGCGCCGCCGGCGCGUGGGGUCCCAGGCGCUGAGCAACAGGAAAUACGAUGCGAGUUGAUCCGGGUUGCGCUCGACGGUGUGGUGCGUGCCGAGCGUGAGCUUGCGGACGAGCGGUGUGGGCAGGUCAGCACCACCGCCUCUUCACCACGCUGCUGGAUCCAAGCGUUGGACCGCGUCCGCGCGUGAAGGCCGGCAACGACGGCGAGUACCACCACAGCCACGAGGUGCCCCAGUCCGGCCAUGACGGCGACGUGCUCCAUCCAGGCGACGAGCAGGUCGAGCCGCGGCGAUCCCCUCUCCUGGCGCCGCGCUCAUGCUGUCUGAGAUCACCACCAGCGGCAGCUUGCUCCCUGCCCGCAGACGCCGUGUAGAGAGCGAGGAAUCGGGAAGUCAAUUUGGGGUUUCUUUGCCACGUCAGCAUGAAUAGGUCAAAACCGGGAUGAGCCAGCAUUAAAACCGGUAAAAAACGGAAGGAGGAUGAAACUUGUCUGGUUUUAAAAGUUGAAGGUGCAAGUUGUCUGGUUUGAUAGUUGAGGGAUCAAAUCUAGACUCCGUAAAAAAUUAAGGAACGAAAAGUAUACUUUUCUUAAUAAAAAACUACUUAAAAUUGAAGAUAAUGUCGUGGAGUCAUGGUUAAGAAUAUGAAACUUGAAAGUUUGCCAAAGUCAUAUGUCUGUGGUAGAAGGAUUCCACCAUGUAUUUUCAUCUUUUUUAUCGUGCUAAUUCUUUUGUUUCCCCGUACUCUUAGUAAUGCAGGCUUUAUUUCCAGUACAUUUUUUAAUGUCCCUGGUUACUCUAUCUAACAGUAAAAGAGCAACCAAGACAUCAGUACCCAUAGAUGAAAGAUGUGAAACUAUAGUGAUACUUCAGAUCCAUCUGAAAGAUGUGCACCUCAAUUUCCAUAUAGCAGAUGCCCUAAAAUAUACGUGGGUGACCGUUCUCAUUCUACCUGAAUAGGAACCCAAGAACAUCAUGAAGCAUAGACAUAUGUGGAUUAAAAUUGUCCAUUAUUAUUUUAAAAAAGACCAUCAGUACACACUUUUUUCAACAACAAAAAAGGUUGACACCAAAGAUGUUAUUGGAAUCCACAACAUGUUGAGGAAUAUAUAUAUACAAAUUUUACAGUGGUUGGGCUUUUUUGGAGCCGUUCAUUUGUCUCAAUCUAACGGCACACAUAUACAUAGUACUGGGUAGUACUCAGAUGAAAGUAUUCGAAAGUAUUACAACUUGUGGGGCCGGUACUAAUGACAAUGUGUGGACACAUUUUAAUCUAGGGGCAUUUUAGUCAUAGGAAAAUUUUCCACGUGCCGCCCCUCUCAUCCAAUCCAGAACCGCCGCCAGGGUCCUCUCCUCUUCCAUCGCCAUUACACAACCGCAACCAUCUCCUCCCUCUCCUGCAUUCCAGAUCCACCACAGCCAUCUCCUCCCUCUCCUGCAUUCCAAAUCCACCGCAGCCAUCUCCUCAUCCUCGCCGCCGCAACUUUGCUCGUCUCCUCUUCCACAUCCACCCCCCUCUUCCAUCCAAGCCAGCCUCGAUGGAGCAGCAGAUCGAGCAGAUCGCCGGCGGCGAGAAGGCCAACUUUGCCAUGCCGAUGGAGGAGGAGAUCGUGCAGAUCGCCGGCGGCGACCAUGUCAAGAUGGCCAAGUUGAGCGAGAUAUGUUCUUGGUUUGACAACAGACGACAGAUGUCCUGGACGACGCAAACCAUGAUCAAGCAUAUGAAGAAGAGUGAGAAUUUGGCGCUCUGUCCCCCCGCCAGCAGUACCGGUGGAGUUCGUCAAGGUCCUCCUCUGGUCGAUGGAGCAGACGAAUCCCCCCAAGGAGUGGGUCAGGCGAAGGUGGUGGGCGUACAGAUCCAGGGUAGAGCAUCCAGAGGAUCAGGAAGCCACCCUGUAUGAGGUGCCAUUGGAGAUUGUGCAGCCCCCAACCGAGUCACCGGAGACUUCGAAGCGCAAGAGGAGGAGGACAGUGGUCGCGACGUCGCUUCCCCGCUGUUCUCCACACUUCCCUCGCCGCUCUCCUCGCCUGAAAGCCGGCGGUAGCGUUGUUUAGGGUAAGAUUCUUGAUUUGUAAAUCAUUAUUUGCCACUUGGUUAAUUUGAUUCUCUAUAAUAUGUUGCUACUGCAUGUAUUUUCCCUUUCUUUUUAGCGUUCUUCUAUCUAUUCAAGUGCACAUCUACUUCAAUUCAUAGCCUCUGGAUGUUAGCUUAAUUAGUUGCAAAGAAUAAAUUACGUUUCAGUACUGCAAGUUCAGUACACAAGUUCAGUGGACAGGUUUACAGUGGUAGACUCGGGUAGACACUGAAAUAUUCCAGUGCCGCAAGUUCAGUAGACAGUUGUAGCUUUUGAUAUAUUUCAGUAGUUCAUUUUCAGUACACACUGGUAGACACGGAAAUAUUUCAGUAGUUCAAUUUCAGUACAAACUGGUAGACACUGAAAUAUUUCAGUAGUGCAGUUUCAAUACACACAGGUAGACAGUGAAAUAUUUCAAUUGUGCAGUUUCAGUACACACAGGUAGACAGUGAAAUAUUUCAGUAGUGUAGUUUCAAUAGAGACAGGUAGACACUGAAAUAUUUCAGUAGUGCAAUUUCACUAGUGCAAUUUCGGGUAAUGCACGUAUCUACUAAUGCAUACCUUAUAAGUUAAAUCCACAUUUUAGUAGUGAUAUAUGUCAAAUAAGCAUCAAUAUGAUUGUCAAUGUUUGUACCAUUGAUGGUAGUAUAAUAAAUCAUGAAAUAAGGCAAAAAAAAUGCUUAGAGGUAUGCAAGACUAAAAAUAUGGGGUGAAUAAAAGGAUGGUUUAAUUGAAGUAAGUAUGACCUAUUGAAAUGCUCAGAGGUCAGCAAGGCUAAAAAUACGGGUGAAAGUUAAAAUGCCUCCCAGAUUGAAAGUUUUCUUCUGGCUUGUAUUGCUACAUAGCAUCCUCACCAAGAAUAACUUGACAAAAAUGGUUGUGGCUUGGAGAUAGCAAUUGCUCUUUUUGUGGAAGAGAUGAAGACGUUGACCAUCUUUUUUUUCCAUUGUUCUGUUGCAAAGAUGUUGUGGAUGCUGAUGAAAUGUUCUUUUGGGAUGCAUGACAGACAACAUGGAAAAUAUAUUUGCCGUGUGGAUUGGGAAAUUGGAUAAAAGUGAUACGUGUCUUAUGAUGGUUGGCAUUUAUGCUACUUUCUGGAGUUUAUGUAAACUUAGAAUUUAUGAUACUGAAAUAUUUCAA
Molecule: messenger RNA, 5285 nt
Organism: Triticum dicoccoides
Lineage: Eukaryota; Viridiplantae; Streptophyta; Magnoliopsida; Poales; Poaceae
Product: serine carboxypeptidase-like 18
Exons: 13
Coding region: 44-1483 (479 amino acids)
Biological process (GO): secondary metabolic process; proteolysis
Molecular function (GO): acyltransferase activity, transferring groups other than amino-acyl groups; serine-type carboxypeptidase activity
Source: RefSeq, a predicted model, not a curated record